This is a messenger RNA of Aspergillus saccharolyticus JOP 1030-1, 3055 nucleotides long. Its product is annotated as M1 family metallopeptidase. Gene Ontology annotation, biological process: proteolysis; peptide catabolic process. The transcript is spliced from 12 exons. The record is from RefSeq and is a predicted model, not a curated record. Lineage: Eukaryota; Fungi; Ascomycota; Eurotiomycetes; Eurotiales; Aspergillaceae. The coding region runs from base 175 to 2823 and encodes 882 amino acids. Gene Ontology annotation, cellular component: cytoplasm. Gene Ontology annotation, molecular function: zinc ion binding; metalloaminopeptidase activity; peptide binding.
GUUCCCCUCAACUGCUCCUCCCCAUCCCCCUCCUCCCCCCCGGUCGCUUUCUCACAUCCCCGCUGUUCAUCGGCUGUUCCACUCUCCCUGCGUACACAUUUGUUUCCUAGCCUCAAGUCCGCCGGCCAUCAAUUCGCUAUAAGGUGUUGCUCCUCAGAGUUUCGGACCCGCACAAUGGCAUCAAAAGACAGGGAAAUUCUUCCAGACGUAUUCAUCCCAGUACAUUACGACGUGUCAUUGUUUGAUCUACAGCUCAGUGGUUCCUGGGGCUAUAAUGGUAUCGUCAAGGUCAACGGCAGGGUUACCCGCCCUACGAAGGAGAUUGUGCUCAACUCAAAGGAGAUUGACGUUAAAAAGGUUGAGGUCUAUGGCGAAGAUGGAACCAAGUUAUUCGAAGCAUCGAACAUUACUUAUGACAGAACUUCAGAGCGCGUUGCUUUCCAAUUUCCGGCUGAAAUUGCGCCAUCGGAUAUUCUUCUUUCGGUCCAGUUCACCGGCAUCAUGAACAACGCCAUGGCCGGAUUCUACCGCUCGAAAUACAAACCCAUCGUAGAACCGGCCGCAGACACACCCAAAGAAGGGGAUUUCCACUAUAUGCUGAGUACUCAAUUCGAGUCUUGUGACGCUCGUCGGGCUUUCCCAUGCUUCGACGAACCUAACUUAAAAUCUACUUUCGAUUUUGAGAUCGAGAUACCCAGCGGCCAAAUUGCCCUCAGCAACAUGCCCAUUAAAGAUGAGAGAGCUGGACGUAACCCGGGCCUUAAAGUUGUUUCUUUCGAGAGAACACCGGUCAUGAGCACUUAUCUUCUAGCAUGGGCGGUUGGCGACUUUGAAUAUGUGGAGGCUAUGACCCAACGUAAAUAUCAAGGAAAGAGCAUACCAGUCCGAGUCUAUACGACCAGAGGUCUGAAAGAGCAAGCUCAGUUUGCCUUAGAAUGUGCUCAUCGCACUGUUGACUACUUCUCCGAGAUCUUCGAGAUAGAGUACCCAUUGCCUAAGGCAGAUCUUCUUGCUGUCCAUGAGUUUGCUAUGGGUGCUAUGGAGAACUGGGGGCUUGUAACGUACCGAACGACUGCUGUUCUGUUUGAGGAGGGCAAGUCCGAUACUCGUUACAAGAAUCGCAUUGCUUAUGUGGUUGCACACGAAUUGGCUCACCAAUGGUUUGGAAAUCUCGUUACAAUGGAAUGGUGGAACGAACUAUGGCUUAACGAAGGCUUUGCAACCUGGGUCGGCUGGCUUGCUGUCGACCACUUUUAUCCUGAAUGGAAUAUCUGGUCUCAGUUCGUUGCUGAGGGUGUCCAACAAGCUUUCCAACUCGACUCUUUGCGGGCAUCACAUCCGAUCGAGGUACCCGUUCGGAACGCACUCGAAGUGGAUCAGAUUUUCGACCACAUCAGCUACCUAAAGGGAAGCUCGGUCAUUCGCAUGCUGAGUGAUCACCUUGGUCGGGAAAUAUUCUUGCGUGGUGUAGCUGCGUACCUCAAGGCUCACGCAUACGGAAAUGCAACCACAAAUGAUCUCUGGUCGGCUCUCAGCAAGGCAUCCAACCAGGACGUAACUAGCUUUAUGGACCCUUGGAUCCGCAAGAUUGGUUUCCCUGUGUUAACUGUCACAGAGGAGCCGGGUCAAAUCAACAUUCGGCAAAAUCGCUUUCUCUCCACCGGCGAUGCUAAGCCUGAGGAGGACGAAACAAUAUGGUGGAUUCCACUCGGUAUCAAAUCAAAUCCUGACUUCACUGACAAUACACAUACUGGUGCUUUGGUAUCUAGGUCAGAUAUAGUCUCUGGUGUUACUCAGGAUUCUUUCUACAAGAUAAACAUGAAUCUCUCCGGUUUCUAUCGUACUAAUUAUCCUGCCCACCGUUUGACUAAACUUGGACAGUCCUUGAAUCUUUUAAGCACUGAGGACAAGAUUGGACUGAUCGGCGAUGCAGCUGCUCUUGCUGUCUCCGGCAAUGGUAGUACUACUGCAUUGUUGUCUUUAUUGAGAAGUUUCAAGGAAGAGAAUAACUAUCUGGUUUGGUCUCAAAUUUCAACCUCCAUCGCAAAUCUCCGCUCCGUGUUUGCCCAGAAUGAUUUGGUCUCCUCAGGACUGAGGAAGUUCACUCUCGAACUAGUCUCACCGGCUGCUGAAAAAAUCGGCUGGGAGUUUAUGCUCGAAGAUGACUAUCUUACUGUGCAGCUUCGGAAACUAUUGAUCGGAAUGGCAUGCCAUGCAGGGCAUAGAGACAUUAUCGCUGAGGCUAGCCGACGUUUUAGUCUUUGGGCUACGGCUAAAGACAAAAGUGCUGUGCAUACCAACCUGCGUUCUGUCAUCUUUGGUGCGGUAGUUUCUGAGGGCAGUGAUCAAGAAUAUAAAUUCGUCAAGGAAGAAUACUUGAAAACAGACUCUGUGGAUGGAAAAGAGAUCUGCCUAGGGGCUCUCGGACGCACGAAGAAUGCUGAUUUGGUGAGAGACUAUCUUGAUUUUGUCUUCUCAGAUAAGGUCGCUAUACAGGACAUACACAAUGGUGCAGUUUCGCUUGCUUCAAAUUCGAGCAGUCGCCACUUGCUGUGGGAAUACAUGAAAGCGCAUUGGGACAUGGUUGAAUCCCGUCUAUCGACCAACAACGUGGUCUUUGAGCGUUUCGUGCGUAUGGGACUUUCCAAGUUUGCAGACCACGCUAUUGAGGCCGACAUCUCUGCGUUUUUCCAGAAUAAGGACACCAGCGCCUAUGAUCGUGCUUUGGUCAUUGUUGCUGACAGCAUUCGGACCAACGUGCACUACAAAGCGCGAGAUGAGGGUUUGGUGCUUGAAUGGCUUCAGUCGUACGGAUAUGCUUAAAUUACAGAACUAGCCCUUGCUGCUUUAUAGAGGGGGAUGCUUCAAUCGAUGUAGUCCCUCCGUGAUUUCCCGGUGUCGCUGUGAGGAUCAUCAGAGAAAUGGCCAGUGAACAAGGCAAGGCUGACAAAGCCGCACGCCGGGGAGGCUACCUUACACAUUUAUUGUUUUACAUGUUACUUUCAUAUCUAGGAAAACUAUAAUUAGUGACACUGAAAUGAAAUGCUUAUUUGAC